Dendronephthya gigantea is the source of this 114-nucleotide messenger RNA. RefSeq lists its product as uncharacterized. The record is from RefSeq and is a predicted model, not a curated record. The annotation marks the transcript as partial. The transcript has 2 exons. NCBI's taxonomy places the organism in Eukaryota, Metazoa, Cnidaria, Anthozoa, Malacalcyonacea, Nephtheidae.
AUGUGUGUGUGCAUAUGUGUGUGUGCAUAUGUGUGUGUGCAUAUGUGUGUGUGCAUAUGUGUGUGUGCAUAUUGCAUAUGUGUGUGUGUGCAUAUGUGUGUGUGUGCAUAUGUG